AUGGACCCCACUUCCCGUGUGGCUCACCUUGCGGAGGUCCAGGAUAAUCUCUCAACCACCACGACAACCACGUCCGGCCCCGAGCCUUCACGUCCAGCUCGGGUGUCGACGUCUUCCUCCUGGUCUUCCACUUCGCCCUUCGCUGCGGCCAGCUUUUUCGUUCCAGCAGAGAGUUCGGCGACACCCUUCUGCCACUCUGAGGGUGGACCACUUUCCCCGGAUUGCUCACCGAACAACCUGUCCGGCAACGAUGGUGUGCCGUCUGUGUUUGAGCAAAAAGCGUCCCCGUCGUCCGUUAAAAAGUCCUUCAAACUGUGUAGGCAGCUGGCGUCGCCUGGGUCGGCCCGCACCUCUGACGACUCUCCCUGCUCCUCCGAGAAGGGGAUGACUGCCGAGUCCUCCGCACUGGCAGGGCGGCAAAAGAAGGUGUCUCGGAGAGACCAGUGCGUGGACGACAAACGCUCCUCUCCGGUCAAGCUGCGUGUUUCUCCAAGGUUUUCUCCAGAUGGCGCGAAACUCAGUGAAAAGACCGCAAAGGGAAACCCUCAGUCUGUUCGCACGCCUACUCGAUCGAGUCCACGUCUCCAGCUUCGUGCGGCCUCGCCACCUUGGGCAGACGAAUCGCAGCUCCACGCUGAGGGCGGCGUCAGUUCGCGGAAGAGGUCCACCAGAAAAGGAAAGUGCCAGACAACCUCAAAGCCCGCAGCCGCAAGAAAGGGAUCGCAGGGAAGCUCUGUACACGGUGACGGCGUCACCAGGGGACACGUCGAGGCUGGCCUGGGAGUUGACGCGACGGGCCAGAAGUCUCAACCUGACUGCAACGGUCAGACGAAGUCGGCCGUAAAGAAAAGAGAGGAGCCUGCCGGUGUCGCGUCUGGGACUCGCCGCAGGUCAAACACUGCGUCUCGUGGUGCUUCAGCUAGAAAAGAAACGCCUCGCUCAGUCUCAAAGCAGAGACAGAGAGGAGCCCGGAAAACCCGGGUUCCCAACAAGAACGACCAGGCGUCGGAGCUGACAGCGGCGGACGGUCCCGCGGAAGCAACACCUGCGUGUGAAGGCUACCCCGUUUCAGUCUCUCCAUUGUCAGUUACCAAGCGAGGACGUGACACCGGGGACGAGUGUGGACCCGCUCUCAGCUCCAAGCGGAAGAAACUUAAGCUGAAGGAAGAACAUGCGGGGGCGCAGCAGCGGGGAGGAAGUGCGAAGUCAGUCGACGACGGAACCGACCACAGCAUCUGUACUUCUCGUAGUACAUCCAAAAGAGACAAGGGACGGACAUUCGCUGACGACCCCGCGGGGGAGCCCGACGUGCAAGACGCAGUGGUCGCCAGCGGUCCAACAGCACAGACCCCUCUUUCGGACCUUGUCUUUGUGAAGCCAGUCUCAAGUCUCUCUCAUACCCGCGCUUCAGCGGAUGAGGGUGACGGGGCGAAACCGAGCAUGCUGUCAAGCGGCAUGCUGCCCAACCAAGUAGCGGACUGGGGAACGGAAGAGCCCAAUGACGAGGAAGAGAUACGAGAAGUUCCGCGACCAAGGAUCAAAGGGCCUUAUGAAUCGAGCGACAAGGCACGACGGAUGCUCUCGACUGCGUCGACCGUUUCAGGUGGAGCCGCUUCGAACCCUCCGCUAAGACUCCUCGUUGCUGACGCCCCACUUAGUCCUGAAAUGGACACAGGAGCAUUCUGCUCACCCGCUCUUUCCUCCAGCGAAACGCCUGCUGAUCCCCCUGCGUUCUUUCACCAUAAGGUCUUGCGCCCGACUCCGCCGGUUGCUGAAGCCCCAGAGUUUGAUCUUGGUCUGUUUCUGGUGCGGACGGCGGCGCUGUCAAAGCAUGCAGACGAUGUAGCCCCGUGUCUUGCGGAUAAGGAGCUGAUGGAGUUCUCCGUUGUUCCUCGAAAGUAUAUCUCUCCACCGGCCGCGGACAAGCCUACCCAAACUUUACAAGAGAGAUUUUUGCAUAUGAAACUUCUCGCCGACAUCCCGAAAGUCGAUGGGACGUACCAAAUCGGGCUUGACAUGAAAGACGCAAGCUGGUAUAGGCCAAAGAGUCCCGAGACAGGAAUGGCGCAGGCUAACGCGAAGGAAUCAACUAUGAAGAAAUUACUUGAGGAGCAAGGGCACUGGAACCCAUUUUCAGUUUUCGGCUCCUCGUUGCCUUGUGUAGAGUUGGAUGACGUUUUUGACUAUGAGGUGUACAGCACAACUGCUCCUUCGGCACGCGUAUCUCACCCUCUGUUCCGCCGACUGGCUCAAUUCUAUGAAUUCAAGGAUCUCUGGAAAACGGUGACCCCAACAGAAUGGGAGAAGGUUCGAUCUUCGUUCAAGACGCACUGGAAGAAACAGUACAAACUGGAUCUGGACUGGCGAAACGACCCCGUUACUGUGGAAGAGUUUAUGUGGAUGUUGGAGGCGAACGGACAGACCGAAGACAAGACGGAAAUCGUCUUCCACUCCGAGGUGUGCUUUUGUGUAACGCCGAACCCGGCCGAAAAUUUCGCUUGGAACGACCCCCGAUGUCAUAAAUAUCAGGUGAGUAUGUGUGCGGAGCGGCUGUGCUAUACUCGGCUUUUCUGUUCUCUGAUUUCACUCAGUCAAGUGCAUGUUGCGGUAUCCAAUCUUCUUUUUAGGUGCCGAGACCGUCAAUGA
Molecule: messenger RNA, 2646 nt
Organism: Neospora caninum
Lineage: Eukaryota; Apicomplexa; Conoidasida; Eucoccidiorida; Sarcocystidae
Exons: 6
Coding region: 1-2646 (881 amino acids)
Source: RefSeq, a predicted model, not a curated record